Messenger RNA from Thermothelomyces thermophilus ATCC 42464, 1213 nucleotides. RefSeq lists its product as uncharacterized. NCBI's taxonomy places the organism in Eukaryota, Fungi, Ascomycota, Sordariomycetes, Sordariales, Chaetomiaceae. The coding region runs from base 149 to 994 and encodes 281 amino acids. Gene Ontology annotation, molecular function: aralkylamine N-acetyltransferase activity. The record is from RefSeq and is a predicted model, not a curated record. The transcript is spliced from 4 exons. Gene Ontology annotation, cellular component: cytoplasm.
CUGCAUAUUAAAUUAUUCAAGAGACGGUAACGGUUUUUGGCACACCUAGCGCGAUCAUUGAUCCGGUCAACCUAAGCUCCUUUGGCUCGACGGCCCGAUCUCUUAGCUAGCUGCAGUCGCGAAAGAACACACCCGACUCGGCGCAGUUAUGGCAGGCGCCGAGAAAGGCCUGUCGGAGGAACAGAGUCCUUGUCCUAUCCAAGAGGCUGACCAGGCCGUUGACGAGUCCUCAGACGUCGACGGAGACUUUGCUUCGCUUCAAGAGAUGCUGUGCCAGAAGAGGAGGGCAGCCAAGGACAGCCCGGAAUCUCGCCUCCAGAAGGCACUCCCGUUCAUCUCAACCUUUUCACCCAAUAUCAGGCCGCUAACCAUCAACGACCUCCCAUCCUGUAUCGAGCUGGAAAAUGCUUCGUUCCCUAAGCCCGAACAUCGGGCGUCGCCCGAAAAGAUCGCUUACCGCCUCACCGUCUGCCCCGAGCUCAGUCUCGGCGUUUUCCUCACCGUCGUCCCAGACCGUGCCGCAAACCUCGGCCUCGAGACGCUGCCUACCUCCAAGCCGGUCGAGACGGGCCGCGCCGACGGCGCCGUGAGCGUCCUGCUCGCCCACGUCAUCUCGACACGAUGCCGCGGGGACGUCGUCACCGACGCCGACAUGGCGUACCCGAAGGAGUGGCGCAACCCCGCCGCACGCACCGUUGACAAGAGCGUCGGCCAUCAGGAGGCCGGGCGUACCGUCGGGUUGCACUCUCUCGCUGUGCUCCCGCGCCUACAGCGAUGUGGAAUCGGGCAAAUGAUUAUCAAAGCCUUUUUGGACCAGAUGAAGAAUUGCGGCCUGGUGGACCGGGUGGCACUGAUUUGUCAGGAUCACCUCGUGUCUUACUAUGAGCGGCUGGGGUUCACGCACCUCGGGCCGAGCAAGGCGCAGUUUGGAGGGGGCGGGUGGCAUGACAUGGUCUACGAUUUGCCACGCCAAACCAAGACGCCACUUUCCUAGAACGAGAGCACGGAAGCAAAGAAGCCCCGAAACAAACAAGGCGGGGUUCUGGGGACAUCGGCCCUGGUCAACCGAAUUCUGGAUCGGACGUACAUGAGCAGAUGAGAAGUUGAUUUCACCUCGGCCAACCGGCCGUGACUGGGAAUCUCGACGGCUAUGCGCUACCGCCGAAUUGAUUUCGUAGCCCUUGGGGGCCGCCGUCUCUGGGUGGUGGCGCCA